Messenger RNA from Stylophora pistillata, 742 nucleotides. Its product is annotated as tubulin-specific chaperone A. Gene Ontology annotation, molecular function: beta-tubulin binding. Gene Ontology annotation, biological process: post-chaperonin tubulin folding pathway; tubulin complex assembly. The record is from RefSeq and is a predicted model, not a curated record. Gene Ontology annotation, cellular component: microtubule cytoskeleton; cytosol. Lineage: Eukaryota; Metazoa; Cnidaria; Anthozoa; Scleractinia; Pocilloporidae.
AGUCUCUUACAGAAUUUGUUCAUUGACUUGGCGGUCAUUCUACAGAGAUUUUGAAACAUAGUUUUGCUUCAAAAUAUGGCUUCUGUAUCCGAUCCUAAACGACGACUUAAAAUCCAGACUGGAGUAGUAAAGAGCCACGAUGUCAAAAUUGUCAUUAUCUGUUUUGUUUGGAGUGCUUGUUUUGACAUUGUAAAAAUGGUUGUUACGGGUCAGUUCUCUUUCCACGGAGCUGCAAUACAUUUCCCUCAAGGUUACAGAGGCAAAGUUGUUUUAAAUUAUGUUAUUAAAUGGCAGAUUGAAGUACUUGAGGAGUCCAAGAUCAUGAUUCCAGACUGCAAAAGACGGCUCAAGACUGCUUAUAAUGAGUUAACAAAUCUUGUGGCAGAAACAGAGAAAGACUUUGGUACAACAGAGGAACACAAAACUGCCAAGGAAAUGAUGGAAACAACUGUUCUAGAAGAUUGAGAAUUGAUGCAUCUCGUGAAACUUAAUCAAUCAGACAAACAAAUAAAACAAAAAAAUGUAGCAUUCUGGUUCCUUGGAUGUUAACAAGGUACAUUUACAGCCUACACUUUUUAAAUAUUUAUGUUAUCUGUGUGUAAAAAGAUAUUAAUGAACCCUGUACUUUGAGACCAAUUAUUUUUACUUUUCUAAGACAUCUUGAUGAAAGUUAGGAGAAUGAAAAGUUUGACAUGCGCAACUGUGUGAAAUUUUGCGGUGAGUAAAUCCUGUGUUUUGAGUA